AUGGCUUUGUCGGAGGUCAAAGACACAUCGCAGCACCUCGAAGCCGCUGACAGAUAUGAGAAAGGACUCGACCCGGACAACGUCGGGGUGACUACAGAGAAGGGGCAACGCAUUAUGCGGAGCGCCGACUACAGAUUACUCCCACCACUGACUGUCCUCUACGGUCUUUCCUUCAUCGAUCGAACAAAUUUGGGGUUCGCACGGAUUGUAGGGAUGUCUUCAGACCUUCAAUUGACCGGUAACAAGUACAAUGUGGUACUCAUGUUGUUUUUCAUUACAUACACCUUGUUCGAAAUACCAAGCAAUACUAUCAUUCGCCGGGUCAGUGUGCGCUACUAUUUAUCUGCGCUCAUUAUCGGUUGGGGUACGGUCGCCAUGUGUUUCGGGUUUACGAAGACUUUCUCACAGAUGUGUGGACUUCGUGUCCUUCUAGGUUUGUUUGAAGCAGGCUUCAAUCCUGCUUGCUUGUACCUUAUUUCGUCAUGGUAUCAAAGGUACGAAACGCAAAAACGAGUUGCCAUCUGGUUCAUUGGCGGUGCUUUAAUCUCCGGGUUCAAUGGUAUUAUCUGCUAUGGUUUGAGCCGGAUGGAGGGUCUAAGCGGCCUUCGAGGCUGGCGAUGGAUCUUCAUCAUUCCCGGGGCUCUUACGAUCUUACUCGCAAUCCCAUUCUUCUUGAUCGUGUCCGACUUCCCCGAAAAAGCUCAAUGGCUGAAGUCAGAAGAAAAACAAUGGUUACAACGAAGACUAAUGGAAGAUCGUGGCGAAGACUCGGAAGUUCUUCGCCCUAAACAUUUCCGAGAGGCAGCUCGUGACUGGAGAUUAUGGAUGAUGGCUUCUCUGUUAUGUUUCCCAACAGCAGGAGGAUACACGAUGGCCUUCUUUACCCCCACAAUUCUCAACGGCUUUGGUUAUAGUGUUGCUGCAAGCCAGUGCCUCGCGACGCCCCCUUACAUAGCUGCGGCGAUUUGCUCCAUUUUAACCGGCAUUGUCGCUGACAAAAUACGUCGCCGUGGACCCUUCAUCAUCGGAUAUUGCUUGGUCGUCAUUUUGGGACUCAUAUUGAUAGGAUGGGGCCCUAACAACGGAAGUCGGCUAGUGGGCGUUUUCCUCGGCAUAAUUGGCAACUAUUGUGCAGUACCAUCAAUUGCAACCUUCUUGAUGAACAAUACCCCUGGGUCAGCGAAACGCCAGGUAGCAAUUCCAAUUCAAACAACACUAGGAGGAGUUGGAGGAAUCAUUGGCUCUCUCAUAUUCCGAACCCAGGAUGCACCUGCAUUCAGACCAGGAUUAUACGCUUCCUUUGGCUGUAUGUCACUAACAAUUCUCUUUACAUUGCUUUUGAUGAAUGAGUUUAGAGCGAAGAACAAAGCUGCGGACGAAGAAGGUAUUCUCCUUGAAGGUCGUGAGGGUUUUAGAUACACACUUUGA
This is a messenger RNA of Exophiala bonariae, 1428 nucleotides long. RefSeq lists its product as uncharacterized. The record is from RefSeq and is a predicted model, not a curated record. Gene Ontology annotation, cellular component: membrane. Gene Ontology annotation, biological process: transmembrane transport. Lineage: Eukaryota; Fungi; Ascomycota; Eurotiomycetes; Chaetothyriales; Herpotrichiellaceae. The coding region runs from base 1 to 1428 and encodes 475 amino acids. The transcript has 2 exons. Gene Ontology annotation, molecular function: transmembrane transporter activity.